Molecule: messenger RNA, 1424 nt
Organism: Cryptomeria japonica (Japanese cedar)
Lineage: Eukaryota; Viridiplantae; Streptophyta; Pinopsida; Cupressales; Cupressaceae
Product: choline-phosphate cytidylyltransferase 2
Exons: 9
Coding region: 385-1155 (256 amino acids)
Biological process (GO): CDP-choline pathway
Molecular function (GO): choline-phosphate cytidylyltransferase activity; phosphatidylcholine binding
Source: RefSeq, a predicted model, not a curated record
GUCUGCCCUCGGAAUGGCCUGUGGGAUUAGUAUUACAUGGUGUGCGUGUGCUUUGAGUGAAUGGUCAUACAAAGAGAUAAUAUUCGGACAUAUCCUUGAGGGAAAUUCCCUGACACGGUAUCUCCUCUCUGCAGCGAAAUUUGUACGAUUCGUUAUUCGCUUCACACAUUUUUCUAAGCCAACAGCAGGAAAACAAGUCUAGUGAAAUUCACAGGCUGAAAAUUUCAGUGCUUAUUCAACGCAAUCUCAUUUUGUUGUCAGACAGCAAAACUGGCUCGCAGACCUCAGAAGAACGAGGAAAGAGAUGAUGAUGAUAAAGAAGAUGAGAAAAUAAGCGUCUUGGAGGGGCCAAAGAGAUUCGAACCGCAUCCAUCCUUGAAGCCCAUGAAAAGCUCGAAGAAUGAAAAGCCAGUUAGGGUGUAUGCAGAUGGAAUCUGGGAUCUCUUUCAUUUUGGUCAUGCGCGAUCAUUGGAACAGGCCAAGAAAUUGUUCCCAAAUACAUAUCUACUUGUUGGUUGCUGCAAUGAUGCAUUGACUCAUAUGUACAAAGGGAAGACUGUCAUGACAGAGACUGAGCGCUAUGAAUCUCUUCGCCAUUGCAGAUGGGUUGAUGAAGUAGUGCCAAAUGCACCAUGGGUGAUCACUCAAGAGUUCAUUGAAAAGUACCAAAUUGAUUAUGUAGCUCAUGACGCCCUUCCCUAUGCAGAUGCAAGUGGGUCUGGCAAGGAUGUCUAUGCAUAUGUGAAAUCCAUUGGAAAGUUUAAAGAAACAAAGCGGACUGAGGGCAUCUCAACAUCGGACAUCAUAAUGAGGAUACUAAAAGGCUACAACCAAUAUGUGAUGCGUAAUCUUGCACGUGGUUAUACAAGGAAAGAUCUUGGAGUUAGUUAUGUUAAGGAAAAACAAUUGAAAGUUAACAUGAGUAUAAGCAAACUACAGCAGAAAGUGAAGGAACAACAGGAGCGUGUGGGACAAACGCUGCAUACCGUUGCACAAACAGCUGAUAUGCAUCAUCGUGAGUGGGUUGAGAAUGCAGAUCGUCUGGUAGCUGGUUUUCUUGAGAAGUUUGAGGAGCGCUGUCACUCAAUGGAAAAUGCUAUCAAAAGCCGAAUUCAAAAAGGUUUGAACAAGGAAGAAGAAGAUUUUGUAAAGUAAACAAGGACAUAAAAAGGAAACAAGGACAUAAAGUAUUGGUUAGAAGAUGUUGUAUCAAGAAGAGGCUUUUUCUUUACUUCGACUUUAUGGCUAUAUUUAAUGUUCUUUACUUCGACUUUAUGGUUAUAUUUAAUGUAUUCUAAUCAAAUAGAGGUGUUUACAUAGAUAUAAUGCUUCUAUUUUAGGACUUAAGGUCUUUAAAAAGUGGCUACUUUUGUGAUCUAUGGUGUUGCUUUGAUCUAUAUAUAUUGAAUUUUUUAUUGAGGCCA